Messenger RNA from Nyctereutes procyonoides (raccoon dog), 3634 nucleotides. Its product is annotated as collagen alpha-1(I) chain-like. Lineage: Eukaryota; Metazoa; Chordata; Mammalia; Carnivora; Canidae. The record is from RefSeq and is a predicted model, not a curated record. The transcript is spliced from 4 exons. The coding region runs from base 1 to 1260 and encodes 419 amino acids.
AUGCGCCGCCCGCGACCGCGCGCCGCGGGGUCCCGGGAGGCCUCCUCGCGGGCGAGGGGCUUCCGUGUGGCGGACUCUCCCGGGGGCGAGCGGGCGGAGCGGACAUUUUGCGGGAGAAGAUGGAAGAGUGUGGAAAAGGAGAGUGGGAGGCUGCCCUCGGCCGCGGGCUCUGGGAGGCGGGGAGACGUCUCUGAGGCGAAGGAGCACCGCUGGGGAGGCGGCGCAAAGGCCUUUCUACAGCGGAGAAGGGAGAGGGAGCGGGGACUCCUUUGCCUGGCGGAGGGGUCCCGAGCAUCCUCUGCGAGCGGCGCGGGUCGCCGGGCUGCGGUCCUAGCUGAGGGCUCGGCCCCGCGGCCCCCCCCGCCCCCCCCCCGUGCGGGAGCAUCUGGGCCACCGUCGGUCCUCCACCGUGGGAGCACCUGGGGCAGCCGGGUCCCAGCCCCCACGGGCGGCCCGUCUGUCCUCCACCGUGGGAGCACCUGGGGCAGCCGGGUCCCAGCCCCCACGGGCGGCGCGGGGCGGCCCGUCUGUCCUCCACCGUGGGAGCACCUGGGGCAGCCGGGUCCCAGCCCCCACGGGCGGCGCGGGGCGGCCCGUCUGUCCUCCACCGUGGGAGCACCUGGGGCAGCCGGGUCCCAGCCCCCACGGGCGGCCCGUCUGUCCUCCACCGUGGGAGCACCGGGGGCAGCCGGGUCCCAGCCCCCACGGGCGGCGCGGGGCGGCCCGUCUGCCCUCCACCGUGGGAGCACCGGGGGCAGCCGGGUCCCAGCCCCCACGGGCGGCGCGGGGCGGCCCGUCUGUCCUCCACCGUGGGAGCACCGGGGGCAGCCGGGUCCCAGCCCCCACGGGCGGCGCGGGGUGGCCCGUCUGUCCUCCACCGUGGGAGCACCGGGGGCAGCCGGGUCCCAGCCCCCACGGGCGGCGCGGGGUGGCCCGUCUGUCCUCCACCGUGGGAGCACCGGGGGCAGCCGGGUCCCAGCCCCCACGGGCGGCGCGGGGCGGCCCGUCUGUCCUCCACCGUGGGAGCACCGGGGGCAGCCGGGUCCCAGCCCCCACGGGCGGCGCGGGGCGGCCCGUCUGUCCUCCACCGUGGGAGCACCGGGGGCAGCCGGGUCCCAGCCCCCCGGGGGCGAUGGGGGGGGCGCCCCAGCAGUUCGCUGCCUCUUCCACGGGAGCGGGAGCGCUUGUGCUCGGCUCCAUCCCAUACCCCAGGGCUGGCAUGGGGAUACUCCUCCAUCUGGGGGUUCUCCGGGAAGUUGAUGUGGCUGACCGUGAACAGAGGGGGCCCUGACCCAGAGUCCCCGCUCUUCCCUCUCCACCCGCCACUGUGGAGGAGCUGUCCUCACCCCGCAACUCAAGUUUCACCCCUGUGAAACUCAAGAGUGACGCCUGCCUGCCCACCCAUCCAUCCCUUUAUUGACGAGGUGCCAGGCGGUGUUUUAGGCGCUUAGCAUACAUCAGUGGGCAAAACAAAAAUCUCUGUUCUAGGAGUAGGUGGCCCUAUUAGAAGAGCUUAGUGACUUCUCUUUCUCAGCAGAAGCCUUAGUUAAAACUCAGCCUUACAAGUUCCAGCAGCCCAGAAGCUAGGAGUAUCGUUUAUGUGACAGGCAUUAGGUGAGGGAGGGUCAGAGAGAAUUUAUUGGGUACCCUGUAUGUGCCAGGGGUUGUCUUUGCAGUUCACUUUCCUUUUUAGUAAUUUUUGAGCAUCUAUUUUGUGGCAGGCAUGAUGAUAGGUGGGGAGCAAAAGCAGGAUCCGUGGCACUCUUGCACUUCCAAGCCUGCUGGGAGGAGCAGGUAUUAGUCAAAUAAUCAAAUAAGCUAAGGUACAAUUAUAAUUGCCCACAGGUACUACCAGGAAGAGGAACAUGGUGGGAGUAUCCACAUAUAUUAGAGGGAUUUGACCUAGUCAGGGGGUCUGAGUAGGUUUCUUUGAAGAGGUAUUGCCAAGGAUGAGAUCCCAGAGAAGAGUAAGAGCUGGUUAGGCAAUGUCUAGUCCUCACAGAAGUCCUGUAAACCGGACACGAUUGCUUCCACGCAGCAGGUAAGAACAUUAAGCUCUCAGUGAGGUGACGUAACCACCCAAGGUAACUUCAGGUUAGUGGCAACUCAGGAUUCAGUUUCAGAGAAGAAAAGGGUCUUUUAUGUGCUUUUAUGUUCUCAUGGGGCCAUUUGGUGGUUUUAGGAGAGGCAGGCAUCACAAGCAGCUCAGGGACUUUGGAGAGCAUGGCUCAUAAGCCUGCAGAACUCCGGCAGAUUAACAUAAAUGAGUGAAGUAGGCAGAGUGUAAGACAGUAAGGGAUGGUGGGGACUGCGGUGAGAUGGAGGCCGCAUUUUCUCUCUAAAUGAAGCAGGUGGAAUCCACACACUUGGCAAAUACAUUUAUUUGUUUCCCCCACCAGAAAGUUAGCUCAAUGAAGCAGGACUUUUUGUGUUUGUCACAUGUAGCAAGUGCUUAUAGGCACUCAACCUCAGCCACUGUCCAUAGCCUCUGAGCAGUUCUUGCCGUGUGUGCAGUUUCACAGAUUUUGAAGCACUUUUACAUUCACUUUCUUAUUUUAUCCCCCAGCCUCUCUUUUGGCUCUUUAUUUGCUUCUGACAUGACUGCUACAAUUAAAAUUACCCAAUGGACACCCCCCCGCCCAGUAUUUAGAUGUGUCUUCCUUUUGAACCUCUCCACCCUCUUCAUAUUUUAGCUCCUCUCCAUCCUAAUGUGCUUGGCAUUAUAUCUUGGUUCCCUCUACUUAUCUAUCCUAUCAUAUUUGAACAGUGUUUUGUUUUGUUUUUGUUUUGGAUCUAACUUAGAACUUUAGUGUACUACUGACCUUGGGCCUACCAUCAACCACCUUCCAUGCUCAGCCACAGUCCCUGCAAUGCUGCUCAGCUGCUUCUUGUCGGGAAUAGUGCAUGAAAGGUUUCAUUUCUUCGAAACUGCUCUCCUGAAACAUCUUGCUCCUCAAGAAAGUAAUCAUCUAUAGACGUCUGAACUUCCUAUUCCAUCACAUGGACAUCUUCCACAAGACAAAAUCUCAUCUGCAUGGGAAAGUUAUAGCCUAACCUCCUCAGAGCUUCUCUUGGAGCAGCGGAGCCAAGUAGUAUGAUAGGACUUCUAGAAAAGAAAACAUGAUCUUAUAUUGUGAAACUGCAUGCCCAAAGAGAGAGAGAGAGGCAGAGACACAGGCAGAGGGAGAAGCAGGCUCCAUGCAGGGAGCCCGACGUGGGACUCAAUUCCGGGUCUCCAGGAUCCCACCCCGGGCUGCAGGUGGCGCUAAACUGCUGUGCCACCGGGGCUGCCCAAAAUUUUAUUUAUUUAUUCAGAAGAGACACAGAGAGAGAAGCAGAGACAUAGAGGGAGAAGCAGCCUCCCUGUGGGGUGCCUGUUCCAGGACUCGAUCCCAGGACCCUGGGAUCAUGACCUGAGCCUAAGGCAGACUCUCAACCACUGAGCCACCCUGGUGCCCCCAAAUAUCUGGUUUUUAAAAGAUUCACAAUUUUGAAACUAUUUUGUGUGAAUCUUAAUAAAGAAAUGUGUUGUGGAUCACAAGAGAGAAGUUUCUCCAUGCUAGAAAAGGGAAAAAUGUGGAAAAAGGAAAGGCUAGAAUAAAUCCAGUGGUGUUGGAUUGGAACUGGAUAUAUC